Molecule: messenger RNA, 1021 nt
Organism: Bipolaris maydis ATCC 48331
Lineage: Eukaryota; Fungi; Ascomycota; Dothideomycetes; Pleosporales; Pleosporaceae
Source: RefSeq, a predicted model, not a curated record
ACGACAUCUUGAAACGCCGCCCCCAAAUACGCUCAGCCACAACGGUCAACGACGCAGCGUCUUCAAAAGCCCGCUCUCUCCUGUUUGCCCUUUUAAAUCAUAACCCCCUCGCAUGAGUUGCCAACAUCAACACCCGGCCUAGUCUGAACUUGCCUACACUAUAAUGGACGAACAUACCACCAUGCAGCUCAUGUAGCUGACGGUCCCACCUGAGCCGUACAUGAGGCUCGAUGACACGCUACUGGACUAUAGCGAAGCACAUGACACGACAAAAGCUAUGCUUGCCUUAAUCAAGGGUCACUAUGUUUGGGACUGGCCAUCAAAAUCGAGUCAUCUGACGCUAACCAAGGACGAUCGUGACCCAGAGGGACGAAAAAAGCAUCCAGAUGAAGACGAUGAAGAGUAUACGGACAGGAUGCAAAUGUGGGAAGCGUGGCCGAACAAACAAGCUAGGAAUGAGAAGGGAUGGCUAAAAUGUGCACUCAUCAGUGCUCGGGUUCUCGAUUGCUUGCAAACAUCUAGGGAAAACGGGCAGUCUCUCAGAGGAACGUACAAAGGCUCGAGAUACUAUUUCAAUCCCAAGAUUUUCUACGAGUACACUUGGAUGUGCCUCAACCAAGGUUAUGGACCACACAGCUGGAGACAACAGCCUCCAAAACCAGAGACAUCAGAGACAAGCCUUGGGUCUUGGUACAGAAAUCAAGCCUUAGCGAAGGUGAAAACCGUUAUCGCAAGAUGGAAUAAGGGUGAAAAGCUAGGCAAAAUCAUCCCAGUGAUAACUUUGGACAUUCUUUUAGGGCGGGCCCCUUACAUAAUGGAAAUCAAGGAUAGACUAGAGCAAGCUCAGCAGUCGAUAGACGACUCGAGGUCGAGGCCCUUGAGAUGAAAACAUCCAUGGCAGCGUUGUGGCUAUUCCAGCUCCACAACGCUACAAGCGAAAACUUUGCUGAGAACGUGGCUGAUUAUCUGGGGAAUAGAUAGUCGAAUCUAACUCAAUUGUCAAUUGAACUAUCAGUUCCAU